Vicia villosa (hairy vetch) is the source of this 1813-nucleotide messenger RNA. RefSeq lists its product as uncharacterized. Lineage: Eukaryota; Viridiplantae; Streptophyta; Magnoliopsida; Fabales; Fabaceae. The record is from RefSeq and is a predicted model, not a curated record. The coding region runs from base 159 to 1505 and encodes 448 amino acids. The transcript is spliced from 10 exons. Gene Ontology annotation, molecular function: protein binding.
AACCGUUAAAAAAUAAAAUAAAAUAAUUAAAAAGAGAAAUAAUUCAUCAUCAUCAUAUUUAUAUAUAUUCAUUUGUUAAUUUGUAGCAUUUCGGAAAUUAUUAGAUCGAAGAAGCUCCUUCUGAUAAACAAACAAAGUUAUCCUCGAGGGUCAAAAACAUGUCUCAUCGCCAAGGGGGUGAUGCUGAAUAUUUUGCGGAUGAAUAUGAAAUGGAUGAUGUAGAAGAGGAUAUCGAUAUUGAUGGUGAAUCUAUUAAUAGAGAGGGAGGUGACGUCGACUCUGAUGUUGAUGAAUAUGAUUACUCGAGUAGCAAAGCGGUAGACACUACAGCUGCUCAAGCUAGAAGAGGACAAGACAUCCAGGGGAUUCCGUGGGAUAGCCUUAGCAUCACCAGAGAAAGGUAUCGGCAAACGAGGCUCGAGCAAUACAAGAAUUAUGAAAAUAUCCCCCAAUCAGGGGACAGGUCAGGGAAGGAUUGUAACAGUACAGACAAAGGAUACUCAUUUUAUGAGUUCAGGAGAAAUUCAAGAUCAGUAAAAUCAACAAUUCUUCAUUUUCAGUUGAGGAAUCUGGUUUGGGCUACAUCAAAGCAUGAUGUAUACCUUAUGUCACAGUUCUCAGUAACACAUUGGUCUUCUUUGACUUGCACAAGGUCUGAAGUACUCAAUGUUUCAGGACAUGUUGCACCAUCAGAGAAACAUCCUGGAAGUCUAUUGGAAGGAUUCACACACACUCAAGUUAGUACACUUGCUGUAAAAGAUAAUCUUCUAGUUGCUGGAGGAUUUCAGGGUGAACUUAUUUGCAAGCACCUAGAUCGACCUGGUGUCAGCUUUUGCUCAAGGACUACUUAUGAUGAUAAUGCUAUCACCAAUGCCAUUGAGAUUUAUGCUUCUCCUAGUGGGGCAGUUCAUUUCACAGCAUCAAAUAAUGAUUGUGGAAUCAGAAACUUUGAUAUGGAGAAGUUUCAACUCUCUAAGCAUUUUCGUUUUCCCUGGCCAGUGAAUCAUACUUCUCUCAGUCCAGAUGGUAAGCUACUUUUGAUUGUUGGAGACAAUCCUGAAAGUAUGUUGGUGGACUCUCAAAAUGGAAAGACUAUUUCUCCAUUAUCCGGGCACUUAGAUUUUUCAUUUGCAUCAUCAUGGAAUCCCGAUGGUGUGACCUUUGCUACUGGAAACCAGGACAAAACCUGUAGGAUUUGGGACAUGCGAAAUCUAUCCAAGUCAGUGGCAGUGUUGAAGGGAAACCUUGGAGCUAUCCGUUCAAUCCGACAUUCUUCUGACGGCAAGUAUAUGGCUAUAGCCGAGCCUGCAGAUUUUGUCCAUGUAUAUGACGUGAAAAGUGGGUAUGAGAAAGAACAGGAAAUCGAUUUCUUCGGCGAGAUAUCAGGCAUAUCUUUCAGUCCAGAUACCGAAUCCCUUUUCAUCGGGGUCUGGGAUCGUACUUAUGGCAGCCUUCUCGAAUAUGGCCGGCGUCAUAAUUACUCAUACGCUGACCUAAUGUUUUAGUCGGAUAAAGUGACAUAACCGACGGAGCACUUGAACAAACAGCUUGCUUUAUGUAUCCUUUUGGGGUAGGUUGUUAAUGUAUAAAUUGAGUGUCCUGCAAAUUACCUCAAUUUGUAGUUAUAGUAGGGCGUGUUCGUGUUUAUACUGGUGUGUGUAUGGAAAGCGAGGUAAUAGGAGGCUAGAAGAAGAUGAUGAUGGUGCAAAUAAAGUGGAAACUGCAUCAUCAUCAGUAUCACUAUGUAAUGCAGUAACUUCCUGUCUUGAAAAAACUCACUAUGGCAAUAACAUAUAUUGUAUUUUAGAAUGAA